Botrytis porri is the source of this 414-nucleotide messenger RNA. RefSeq lists its product as uncharacterized. The record is from RefSeq and is a predicted model, not a curated record. Bases 1 to 414 code for a protein of 137 amino acids. Lineage: Eukaryota; Fungi; Ascomycota; Leotiomycetes; Helotiales; Sclerotiniaceae. The transcript has 2 exons.
AUGAUUCCAAACUCUAAUGAAAAACCCUUGAUGGGCAAUUCCUGCUCUAAUUGCUCUGAUGACACAUCUGAUCCUACAAAAGUAAUAUUCAAGAAAGGCAGUCGUGUUCAUUGGACCGGAAAAGGAGAAAUAUCAACGGCACCCACGUCUGACAUUCAGAUUGCACCGGAAACUAGCAAUGUUACUAUAGACCGAGACUCGACAUCGGAAAUUCAUUUGAACAUUGGUGCUUCCGUUGAGGAUGCUAAAUUGGUUACCGUUACCGUGAGAUCGGAGCGCAUAAGAGAGGAAAUUUGUCCUGAAGAAGGGCGUGGAAAUUUCAACAUUAGGUGUUAUUAUAUGAUAAAGUUAAAGAAUGGGGAUUUGAAGAAGGUUGAAGAGGGACAGCUAAGUAGGAUAGCAAAGGAUCGAUAA